This is a messenger RNA of Anopheles maculipalpis, 1856 nucleotides long. RefSeq names its product pantothenate kinase 3 (gene fbl). Gene Ontology annotation, molecular function: ATP binding; pantothenate kinase activity. The transcript has 6 exons. Gene Ontology annotation, cellular component: cytosol; nucleus. NCBI's taxonomy places the organism in Eukaryota, Metazoa, Arthropoda, Insecta, Diptera, Culicidae. Gene Ontology annotation, biological process: coenzyme A biosynthetic process. The coding region runs from base 315 to 1847 and encodes 510 amino acids. The record is from RefSeq and is a predicted model, not a curated record.
UUAAUGCACCAUCAUGGAGAGCAGCAGUGAAGCGACAGGCAGCACCGAAGUAGUACGCAAAGGUGGCGCUGAACGCUUACAUCGAAAGGGGUAUCCGUUUGCGUCAAGAGCGGGCCCUAGAACAAUGGACACAGACGGACGCACUGGACGCACCGCUCGGUCCACCGCUCUCUAGUACUGUGACACGCUGGCUACUGUACGGUACCGUCGUGCCCUCCGUCCAUUCGUCCAACUACCAGCACCGGCAAUACGCCGCCGUCCAUUCCACCACAUCACACAGCCGGCACACAGUACGCCGACUGCCCAGACGCAAAAUGUCUUCGGCGGAAAGUGGUGGCAGCGGUGGUGAUGGUGUUGGUGGCUGCAGCAGCAGCAGCACCAGUAGUCCCACUGUGCCCUCACCGAUCCGACGAACGUCCGGGCGGCGUGCUCGUGAACUCCAUCGUACGUCGACGGCCACCUCGUCGUACUCGUCGGCCGGUUCCAUAACCUCCAUACUGUCCAGCCUGUCCUCGGUGAACAGUGCGAGCGGUGGUCAUCAGCAGCAACAUUCCCAGCGCAAACAGCGUCGUUACAAGCGACGAACAGCCAAGACAGCAGCAGCACCGGGUACAACCGAAACCAAAGGUGGUGAGAUCACCAGGCGGCGUACGCGAAAAGCGAUGGCCAGCAAAUCGAACCCCGAUACCCGGUGGACCGACGAGAGCCGGUCCGAUACUUCAGAACAUUCCAUUGAGGGACCAGUGUCGAUGCCAUGGUUCGGCAUGGACAUUGGUGGCACGUUGACGAAGUUGGUGUACUUCGAGCCGAAAGACAUCACGCCGGGUGAGCUGGACCAGGAGGCACGCAUACUGCGCAACAUUCGGCGCUACCUGACGAAGAAUUCGGCCUACGGUAAGACGGGCCACCGGGAUAGCCACCUGCAGAUGGACGAUGUGGUGAUCCGGGGUCGCCGUGGAUCGCUUCACUUCAUUCGCUUUCCAACGUCGGAAAUGCUCAGCUUUCUGAGGCUUGCGAAAUCUAAAGGCAUGGCCCAGCUGGUAACGACCGUUUGUGCGACCGGAGGUGGUGCGUUCAAGUUCGAGGAAGACUUCCGAGUAAACGUCAACAUGAAGCUGGCCAAGUUUGAUGAGCUGGAUGCGUUGAUCAAAGGGAUUCUGUUUACCGAAACGCACAACAAAUGUGAAUGCUACUUUUGGGAAAAUGCCAAUGAAAUUAGUAGUACGAAGAAAAAGUUUGACUUUAGUCAACCGUACCCGUUUAUACUGGUGAACGUCGGCUCGGGCGUAUCGGUGCUGGCGGUGCGCGGCCCAGACAACUACAAGCGCAUCUCCGGCACGAGCCUGGGCGGCGGAACAUUCCUGGGCCUAUGCUGUCUGCUCACCGGCUGUGAAACAUUCGAGGAAGCAAUACAGUUAGCGACGAAGGGUGAUCAUAAGAAAGUAGAUAAGCUAGUUAAAGACAUUUACGGCGGUGACUACGAGCGGUUCGGGCUGCCCGGCGAGUUGGUCGCGUCCAGCUUCGGCCAGAUGCAUCUCGAGGAAAGAAGGCAGAGCGUUAGCAAGGAGGAUUUGGCACACGCUAUUCUGGUGACGAUCACCAACAACAUCGGUUCGAUCGCACGCAUGUGCGCAAGCAACGAGAAGAUCGAAAAGGUUGUAUUUGUGGGCAACUUUCUGCGCGUGAAUCCAAUCUCGAUGAAGCUGCUAGCGUACGCGAUGGAUUACUGGUCGAAGGGAACGCUCAAAGCCUUGUUCCUUGAGCACGAGGGCUACUUCGGUGCUGUCGGUUGCCUUUUGCAGUUCAACGGUGAGCUGCACGCACAAAUCGGUGAUUUACUUACUUAGAUAAUAGGU